Molecule: messenger RNA, 1253 nt
Organism: Solea senegalensis (Senegalese sole)
Lineage: Eukaryota; Metazoa; Chordata; Actinopteri; Pleuronectiformes; Soleidae
Product: trace amine-associated receptor 13c-like
Exons: 2
Coding region: 34-1023 (329 amino acids)
Biological process (GO): G protein-coupled receptor signaling pathway
Cellular component (GO): membrane
Molecular function (GO): trace-amine receptor activity
Source: RefSeq, a predicted model, not a curated record
UCUCUGCAGCAUCUCCUCUCUCUCUUUCUGAACAUGGAGGCUCCGGAGAAAGCUGAACUCUGCUUUCCCCACAUCAACACCUCCUGCAGGAAGACGACAGGUCCUUAUGUGGAGACCAUGCUCACUUACACUGUGCUGUCCUGCAUCACGAUACUCACCGUGAUCCUAAACCUGCUGGUCAUCAUCUCUAUCUCACACUUCAAGCAGCUCCACACCACCACCAACCUCCUUCUCCUCUCUCUGGCUGUCACUGACUUCCUUGCGGGUCUCCUGCAGAUGCCACUUCUUCUCAUAAACAACGAAGGCUGCUGGAUCUUGGGCGACGUCAUGUGUGUCGUGCAUUACUUCUUUGCUGGCCUUGUUAUUAGCGUUUCAGUGGGAUGCAUGGUGCUCAUAUCAGUCGACCGCUAUAUAGCAAUUUGUAACCCCAUGUUUUAUACCACCAGAGUCACUCUGACCAGAGUUAAACUCUGUGUUUGUCUGUGUUGGAUAUUUUCUGUUGUACAUUGCAGUUGGAUAUUGAGGGAUGUUUUCAAACAGCCUGACAUGUAUAUCACCUGCUAUGGAAGUUGUGUAGUUGUGAUCGGUUUCGCUGAAGGACUUGUUGAUAUUAUUGCCACGUUUUUAGGCCCCAUUUUAGUCAUAGCAGUUCUGUAUUUGAGAGUGUUUGUGGUGGCUGUGUCUCAGGCUCGGGCCAUGCGCUCUCAAGUCGCAGUCGUAAUUGUGGAGCGUUCCCAGACUGUAAAAGCAAUGAAAUCUGAGAUUAAAGCAGCCAGGACUCUCGGUAUUGUAUUGGUAGUUUUUCUUCUCUGCUCAUGUCCAUAUUAUUGUUUUUCUGCUGCAGCUGAGACUACCUCACUUGGGGCGUCAUCUUCAAUCAUUAUGGUUUGGUUACUCUACUUAAACUCGACCUUUAACCCUGUAAUUUAUGUCUUUUUCUACCCGUGGGUCAGAAAAACCAUUAAAAACAUUUUUACUCUUCAGAUUCUGCAGCCUGGCUCCCGUGAAGUGAGUGUGAUGUAGAAGGAGAGAGAGACUCUGAAGAAAAUAUUAAAUUCAAACGUGUGAAAGCCUUCUGUUGAUUUUGUCGAGCAUUUCUGUUUACUGGAUGCAGAUGAAGAUCUUUGUGUGUUUUAAUCCUGUGAAUUAAGUGAAAUUGGCCAAAAAAGGUUUAAAAAAAUCAAAGCCACUGGCACUGAUGUCACCAGUAGUUUAGUGGAGUGUAGUAAUUACACAUUGUAAAUGAGUGAUGA